This is a messenger RNA of Phragmites australis (common reed), 2802 nucleotides long. RefSeq lists its product as uncharacterized. NCBI's taxonomy places the organism in Eukaryota, Viridiplantae, Streptophyta, Magnoliopsida, Poales, Poaceae. Bases 250 to 2802 code for a protein of 850 amino acids. The transcript is spliced from 7 exons. The record is from RefSeq and is a predicted model, not a curated record.
UUCCGUCGUCGUCGCCAAAAGGAUGCACAGCACAGCUCACAGCUGCAGGUCCUAGCAUCUCCUCACGCGGCCAACAACUGACCUUGAAGAAGAGCUCUGAUGGUUCUCCUCUUGUGCCUUCUCUGGAGUCUUAGUUAUCAGGGACCACACUUGCUGCAAAAGGAUUAGCUCGGCGAACUAAGCGAUCAGGAGAAAACAAGGGUGAUACUUCAACUGCAGAGUGCAGAGAGAGAAAGAAAGAAAUACAAAAUGGGGAAGAGGAGUCAAAGACGACCUAUGCGACGUCAGGAGAACAAUAUAGGCUGCAUGUCGGGCCUCAUUCGCAUGUUCUAUUUUCGCCAAGACGCCAAGCUCCUGUUGGACAGGAAGCAAGGGAGCAGAAGGCACACUUUCAGUGGAUUUGCUGGAAGAGGGCAUUCAAGAAAGAAAUCUAGAGACUUUGAGGAAAUAGAUGAAGACUUGGAUAACAUGGAGGAAUGCAGGUCAAGAAAACCAACAGUCAAAAGACUUAUGGAGGACGAGUUAAGAAAGGUAAAACAGUUGAAGAUUACAAAUGAUGAGGUUCAAAGAAUAUUAGCUGACCUGAGACAUGGUGUCUGUCUGGACAAAAGUUCAAUGCAGAACAGCAAAUCAAAGGGAGACCAAAAUCACAACACAAGCAUCACAGUGACUUCCCCAUCUGGAUCUUUGGAUCCCAGUGGUUCCAAGUGCAUGAAAGAAGCAGAAGAAAAUGAACUUCAACUUGCCUUGGCAGAUUUCCUGGGACAAAUCCAUAGUUGCCAUGAUGAGUGGCCACAUAAAAAUUGCAAGAAUAAAAAUGAACUGUGUACUGAGCUGAGGUCUAUAAUCCAAACGAAGCUUGAUGAGUUGAAUAGUCCUUGCAGUCUUGCUUAUGAGCAAACUCCACAGAAUGAGGAAAGUGAGAUUGCUGGUGGCAAACAUCUUUGUAGCAGCAGGGAAGCUCAACCCAAAAAAUUCAGAGAUGCAUUAGAGAUGCUAAGCUCAGACACUGAACUUCUCUUGAAGAUACUUCAGAAGCCGAAUUCACAUAUUUUGGAGAGCAUCCAAAGGCACCAAAACAAACAGAUAGGGACCAACCUAGAGCCCACGAAAACGCCAGAGAAUGCCGAGUCCGUAGAAGAUACUAAGAGUCCAAAUCAGGAUGAGUUGUCCACCAAGACACGUGGUAAAGAGAGCAGGCAUAUCUUUUUCUGGAAGAAGGAAAGAUCAAACAGAAAGCAUACUACAGAAGGAACCAAUAGUUCUCAGCCAGUUAACAAAAUAGUUAUACUGAAGCCAAAUCCAAGAAGAGGCAUUGACCCUACCACGGCCACUAGUUCAACUCAAGCUCCAGAAUUGAGUGCAAAUGAAAAUUCAAAAUUUUCAAUUAAGGAUGUCAGGAGGAGAUUCAGAAUCGUGACUAGCGAAGCUAGAAAAGGAAGACCCUCAGUGUAUGAAGAUAACCUCCAAAGAGAUCCAUAUUGGCUCAAAAAUUCAGCUUUCACAAUUAAAAAAGGCACCAGACUGCUCGCUGAACAGGCCUCAGAAGGGGAAGCUUCACCUACUGCUAAAAAGAAUGUUAGACCUUCAACCAGCAGUAGGCCAAAGCAAAGAAAUGAUGGACCAGGGGAAAUUAACAGUGACAUAAUUACAUCAUCAAAGGGUGUAUCUGUCUUCUACGAUGAGGCCAAGAAACAUCUAACAGAGAUUCUGAAGGACAAAAGUCAAACCGCCAAGUACCCAACACUUCAGAUCUCAAGGUCCUUAGUAAGAAUGCUUUCCCUCCCUCAAUGCAGCACACCAUCACCUAGAAGUAGCCCUAAAGAAAAAGACUGCAUUGACCUUUCACCUGAAGAGGCAAAUAUUUGUGCCAUAUACAAGGCAAAGAGAGAGAAAUUUGCAAAAGAAGAAAGCCAAUCGGGGGAAAUUUCAAAAAGUGUUGCGUGUGGUCCUAGUGAAGCACUGCAUGAGCAGGCUGUUGAGGAAAGCCAUUGCAUCAAAGAAGAAAGUCAAGUAACAACACAAGACGGUGCUGAGCUUGACACUGUGCACACUGAAGAAAUUAACAAGCUGGGUUGCUCAGAAAAAAUGAGCAAUGCAUGGUGCAUCCCAGAAGAGCGAUGCAGAUAUAACUCCACUCUAAAUGUGGUGGAAGAAGCAGAACCAGGAAAAGAGCAUGUUUGGAUGUUUCCAAGCUCACAUGAGAAUGUUGUUGAAAAGCCAGAAUACCAAGAGCCGGCAACUCCCCGAUCAAGUGAUUUGCACAAAGAUAUCUUGAGGUCGCAGUACACCUCAGAUGAUGGAUUGGACCAAGGGAUUUUCUGGGAGGACAAGGAUGUCAGGUUAGGUUACAUAAAGGCACUGCUAGAGCUAUCAGAAUUAUGCACAUACCAGAAUUUAGAGGUAUGGUAUAUAGAGGAUGAAUUAAUCAGCCCUUGCUUGUUUGAAGAACUACAUCAAGGAGAUCAAAUAGAUGAUACAAAGCUCCUCUUUGACUGCAUUUGCGAAGCUGUGACAGAAAUCCAGAGUACAUACUUCAGAAGUCCCCCAUGCUUAUCUUCUCUCAAACACAACAUAAGGGCACCUCCAAUGGAACAAAAUCUCAUCUCAGAAAUCAAUAAGCAUGUUGAGCGCCACCUCCAUUAUCAAUUUCCAAGCACGUUAGACCAGCUAGUUAGCAUGGAUCUUAAAGAUGGCAGUUGGAUGGAUCUUCGAUCAGAAAGUGAAGAGAUCACUGUGGUGAUAUGGGACUUCAUACUAGAUGACAUAUUAGACGAAGUUGCUUACAAUUUGUGGAUUUGA